AUGUUCCAUCACUACGUACCUCGCUGGACCGCGGCGCAUAACUUUCUGUCGGCGGCGCUAUGUGGCGCUGGCAUCGGGCUGUACUCGCUCGAGGAGUGCAUCAAGGAUGAACUGACGUUCCUCACCGAGCAGCUGAGCGAGGUCAGGGGGCAGUCUAUCGACGUGUGCGAGCUAUUCAACAAGGCGGCCUUCAACAUCGUCGCUGUCGUCUGCGUUGGAAGCAGGAUGUGGAGCAGAAUCGCCUCCAUUUCAACACAAGCCAAAGUGAAAUGCGUCGAGUCGGACAGCUUACCUUACCUCAGCCAAAGAAACACGCGCGGACGUCUCACAGCACGAACCCGGAGCGGAGACACCAGCGACGAGCACCUAGUGCAGAUGAUCUUCGACUUGAUGACGGGGAGCAGGAGUGCGAUGACGUGGUUUGCUGUGUACGUCGCCGCGCAUGCCGACGUGCAGAGGAAGAUGCAGGAAGAAAUCGAACGCGUCGUGGGUCACGACCGGCGCGUAUCUCUCGAGGACCGGCCACGCAUGCCGUACACGAUGGCCGUCAUUAACGAGUCGCUGCGGUUAGGAACACCGACUCCGUUCUCUCUGCCGCACGCACCGAUUAAAGACAGCACAUUCCGAGGCUUCCACCUACCCAAGACCUGCACUGUCGUCGCUAACAUAUGGUCCGUGCACCACGACGAGAAAGAAUGGCCGAACCCGGAGGUGUUCAAUCCGGAUCGAUGGCUGGAUGCCGACGGACAACUCAUUCAGCAUAAGGCGUUCAUGCCCUACUCUGUCGGUCGCAGGAAGUGCGUAGCCCAUUGGCUAGCUGACGCACAGAACUUCAUAUUUCUUACCAACAUCCUCCAGAACUUCACCUUAGGGACAUCUUCUAGCGGGGUAGAGGAGCCGAAGCUGCUCGCUGGUAGUCCGCUUCGUGAACCAACCUCUGCAUCGAUUACCGUGGGAACCAGAGCGUAUUAAGCUAGGCAGCGAAGGCGUAGGCACCGUCCAUAUCUCAAUCACGACGAUACUUGUAUAAGUUGGCACGCACCCGCACAUUACUAUUCUCAAAGACAGUCAACCCUGUAUGUAACGUGUGCGUUUUACAGUAUCUGAACACCGUAGUCUAAACUAUAGCUUGAGGAUGAGUACUUAAUUAAUCAUUAAUUAAUUAAAAAGUUAGAUAAUUCCUUAUUUCGCAAAAUGAAUAGACUAUGUUUGAUGCUUUUUCACAUCUUUUUUAAUAUAUAGACCAUAUAUAAAAAAACGUAAAAAAUAGAAACAUUAUAAGUAGGCAAUAAAUAGGUGAACUAAUAGUUUUCGUUCCCUUUCGUAUAAUAUUAUGAUGAUUGGUGCUUUUAGAUAUCGAGGCAUAUCAGUGUUGGUUGUGAAUUUUACGGCUUUUGAAGUUAAUUAUUGUAUUUGAUGCUUGUGUUUUAUAGUAUUUACAGGCAGUGUUUUAUAGUAUUUACAGGCACAUAGUGUAAGCAGUAGGAGUUGUGAAAGUGUUGUUAUAUAAAAUAUAAAUGAGUACGGUACAAGCAUAAAGCGGACAAGAGAAUGAAUAUCAUUAGGAUAUCAUGAAGGUUAAUUAUGGUAAAAGUUUAUGGAAACGCCAUCGAGCAAGUGUGCGCAGUAAAUUGCCGGUACUAUAGAUCGUAACACUGUUGUCACAGCGAAUUCGUGGUAAAAGUUUGUUUUUGUGAAGCUUUGUCAAAUCCCAUAAAUCCCAACAGCGUAUAUAAUACCGUUUUCUUAUUGGACGAUUAUUUGUGGACAGUAUCGAUACAUUUGCCGUUAUGUGGAUACGGGAUCGACAGUGUACGCGCACUUGCAUGACAAAAAGGCGCAAAGAAGUUAUGCGAUAAUAAUGUGAUAUAACGUUAUUUAUAAAACCAGCUUCUCAAAACAUAUUAGUAUCACACGCACUAGUGCAUUAGUAUCGCAAAAACUAGAAUUAUAUGGCAUUUCAAUAGAAAAACUAGAGCACUCGGAGAGCACAGACCUCCGCCAAGGCAGCUCAAUUCUCUCACUGUAAAAAUUUUUAUUAAUUAAUUAAUUAAUUAAUUAAUUAAUUGGAUCCGGUUCACCACCAAAAUCUCAUCAAUUCUAAGUUACCCCAUUUCUGACGUAUCCUGAAAAUUUUAUGACAAUCUGUCCAUAACUUUUUCAGUUAGGCUGUACACAAACCCACAAACAGUCAAACACACGCCGGUGAAAACAUAACCUCCUGCCAACCCCUUGGCGGAGGUAACAAUAUCAUAAAUUUAGUUUACUGUAUGAUAUGUAGUUCAUAUAAUGCUAUUGAUGGUUGGAAGUCUUAAAUAAAUAUUCUUGAUCAUCUGAUCAAAAUUUAA
This is a messenger RNA of Priapulus caudatus, 2348 nucleotides long. Its product is annotated as cytochrome P450 2U1-like. Gene Ontology annotation, molecular function: oxidoreductase activity, acting on paired donors, with incorporation or reduction of molecular oxygen; heme binding; monooxygenase activity. Bases 1 to 972 code for a protein of 323 amino acids. Lineage: Eukaryota; Metazoa; Priapulida; Priapulimorpha; Priapulimorphida; Priapulidae. The record is from RefSeq and is a predicted model, not a curated record. The transcript has 5 exons.